Messenger RNA from Triplophysa rosa, 1616 nucleotides. It is a transcript of the gene ubc, whose product is annotated as ubiquitin C. The coding region runs from base 137 to 1510 and encodes 457 amino acids. Gene Ontology annotation, cellular component: nucleus; cytoplasm. Gene Ontology annotation, molecular function: ubiquitin protein ligase binding; protein tag activity. Gene Ontology annotation, biological process: protein ubiquitination; modification-dependent protein catabolic process. NCBI's taxonomy places the organism in Eukaryota, Metazoa, Chordata, Actinopteri, Cypriniformes, Nemacheilidae. The record is from RefSeq and is a predicted model, not a curated record. The transcript is spliced from 2 exons.
UAGCGGCGGAAGGAUACAUCACGGUCUAUAUAAAUACUCGGGUCUUUUGUUUUGAGCUUUAGAUUCGUUGCUGUGACGAGAGAGUUGUAACGUUUGCCCUGUGCUUUUUCCAGAAAGGAACAUUUGUUUCGUAAAGAUGCAGAUCUUUGUAAAGACCCUGACUGGCAAGACCAUCACCCUUGAGGUGGAGCCCAGUGACACCAUUGAGAAUGUCAAGGCUAAAAUCCAGGAUAAAGAAGGCAUUCCCCCUGACCAGCAGAGGUUGAUCUUUGCCGGCAAGCAGCUGGAGGAUGGACGCACCCUGUCCGACUACAACAUCCAGAAAGAAUCCACCCUCCAUCUUGUCCUGCGUCUGAGAGGUGGUAUGCAGAUCUUCGUGAAGACCCUGACUGGCAAAACCAUCACAUUGGAGGUGGAGCCCAGUGACACCAUUGAGAAUGUCAAGGCCAAGAUCCAGGACAAGGAAGGCAUUCCCCCUGACCAGCAGAGGUUGAUCUUUGCUGGUAAGCAGCUGGAGGAUGGACGCACCUUGUCUGACUACAACAUCCAGAAAGAGUCCACCCUUCACUUGGUGCUCCGCCUCAGAGGUGGUAUGCAGAUCUUCGUGAAGACCCUGACUGGCAAGACCAUCACCCUUGAAGUUGAGCCCAGUGACACCAUUGAGAAUGUCAAGGCCAAGAUCCAGGAUAAGGAGGGCAUCCCACCUGACCAGCAGAGGUUGAUCUUUGCCGGUAAGCAGCUGGAGGAUGGACGCACCCUGUCCGACUACAACAUCCAGAAGGAGUCCACCCUCCAUCUUGUCCUGCGUCUGAGAGGUGGUAUGCAGAUCUUUGUGAAGACCCUGACUGGCAAGACCAUCACCCUGGAGGUGGAGCCCAGUGACACCAUUGAGAAUGUCAAGGCCAAGAUCCAGGAUAAGGAGGGCAUCCCUCCUGACCAGCAGAGGUUGAUCUUUGCUGGUAAGCAGCUGGAGGAUGGACGCACCCUGUCCGACUACAACAUCCAGAAGGAGUCCACCCUCCAUCUUGUCCUGCGUCUGAGAGGUGGUAUGCAGAUCUUUGUGAAGACCCUGACUGGCAAGACCAUCACCCUGGAGGUGGAGCCCAGUGACACCAUUGAGAAUGUCAAGGCCAAGAUCCAGGAUAAGGAGGGCAUCCCUCCUGACCAGCAGAGGUUGAUCUUUGCUGGUAAGCAGCUGGAGGAUGGACGCACCCUGUCCGACUACAACAUCCAGAAGGAGUCCACCCUCCAUCUUGUCCUGCGUCUGAGAGGUGGUAUGCAGAUCUUUGUGAAGACCCUGACUGGCAAGACCAUCACCCUGGAGGUGGAGCCCAGUGACACCAUUGAGAAUGUCAAGGCCAAGAUCCAGGAUAAGGAGGGCAUCCCACCUGACCAGCAGAGGUUGAUCUUUGCUGGUAAGCAGCUGGAGGAUGGACGCACCCUGUCCGACUACAACAUCCAGAAGGAGUCCACCCUCCAUCUUGUCCUGCGUCUUCGUGGUGGUAAUUAAUCUGGUCAUGAUGUUAAAGUCUUAAAUUGGUCAAGACCAAACCCUUCGCCCCGCCCCUUCCCUACUCUUGUUCCUAUUAAUCAUUCAAUAAAGUUCUAGCAUUCCA